This is a messenger RNA of Lymnaea stagnalis (great pond snail), 5624 nucleotides long. Lineage: Eukaryota; Metazoa; Mollusca; Gastropoda; Lymnaeidae. The record is from the annotation of a GenBank genome assembly.
AUUGGCCAAGCCUUGACCAACAGCUUCAUUGCUUUCACCAUUCUCAACUUCCUUGUUGGGGCAGCAACACCUGGUAUCUUUCCUUCAGCAUUUGUCAUUGGUGAGGGCCAAGUUUAAUGUUUGUGGUAAAUUGUUUCAGAUUUUUUGCACAAUGAUAAUGAAAAUUUAAAUAUUCAAAGAAAUAAUUGCGUAUGUUCAAUGUUUAAAGUUAUAAUGUUCGCAUUAAACAACUGAUGGCUUCAUUGAGAACAUAAUGAAAUUAAUUAAAACUUCAACCAUUUCAAAUAAAAAUACAUCUUUGAUUAUGUAGGUGCAGUGUAAUUUAUCAAUAUUUAAAAUCUGGUAUAUUUAACAGGAAGGCAUCUACAUUUCUGGGAAUUAUCCUUUUUACAAAUAUUAUUUCCUUUAUACUCUUUAUAUAUAUUUCCUUUAUAAUAUAAAAACUCUUUGCUAAUCUUAUGUUAAAAUAUUAAGACUGUCCUAAAUAUAUUUUUAAAAAAUCAGAAUAAUUGUAUUAAAAAAAAAAAAAAAAAAAAAAAAAAAAAAAAAAAAAAACCCCCCACAAACAAAAAAAAAAACAAAAAAAAAAAAACCCCCCCCCCCAAAAAAAAACAGGAAUUGAAAUAGUUGGUCCUUCUAAAAGAACCUACACUGGCAUGAUCAUACAGCUGUUCUUCUCAACUGGUGUGGUCAGCUUAGCUGGACUGGGUUACCUCAUCAGGGAUUGGCAGUAUUUAUUGAUAGCCAUCACAGCCCCACUGGCCAUCUUUUACCUUUUUUGGUGGUAAGUUUUUUAAGCUUCUAAUUUAACAAGCCAACAUCAUCAUACGUAUGUUUGAGUACCACACCACUGCCAUGAGUGUAAGCCACACCACUGCCUUGAGUGUAUGCCACACUAUUAGCUUCAGUUUAUGCCACUCAGUUGAUUGUAGCUACUAUUUAAAAUAUCAAAUCCUUGUCAUAUGAAAUUAUAAAAUAGAGCUAGAAAUGUUAAAUAAUCUAAUAAAGUUCUUUCCUAAAAUUUUUAAAUUUGGCGGACCGGUGGUCACAUGACAUUGCAUCAGGGACGGGUGCCAGAUUUCUUAGUUACAUUUUCUUUUUUUUAGAACAUAUUCAUGUUGUGCGGACGGCUCGGGGGCUGGCACCAGUCCAUUUGAGAAACCCUGAUCUAAUAGAGUUUAAAAAGCUUUACAUGAUCACAUUCAUAUGCUAAAAUACCUUAAAAGUUUUUUUUUUUUUUCCGCUGAUCUUUCCAUGCAAUAUUCACAUGUUAUAUGACUUCAAUUCUGUAUCCCCCCUUUUUUUUAUUGCCCCAGUUUUAUUCCUGAGUCGCCAAGAUGGCAGAUGCAAAGAGGUCACUUUUCCAAGGCACGUCAGACUGUCGUUCAUGCUGCAAAAGUUAACAAAAAAGAGAUUCCGGCCUGGGUUCUAGAUGAGCUGAUGCCUAGCAAGAAGAUGAAAGAAGAAAAGACAUUGAUGAAUGGGGAGGAUAAAUCAGAUCAAGAGGCAAAGAAAGAUGGAUUAAACCAGAAAGGCAGUCUCAUUGAUCUGUUCAAGAGUCGUGUGCUGUUUAUAAGGACAGCAAUAAUAUUUUUCAACUGGUCAGUCACUUAAUAAAUAAUAAAAAAUUGCAGUCAAUUGUUUAUGCAUAUUUAAUUUUAAAAAUUGAUAAUUAAAUCAAAUAUCUUGCAGAAGUCUGCAAAUUAAUUUAAUUAGUUUGUUAAUAAAAGCCUGCACAUUAAUUUUAAGGAAAUUGCCAUUUGGUUUAAAGUGCCUGAAUUGUAAUAUAUAUACUAAUUUCAUGGCUAUGUCUGAUAAAUUAUGAUAUAAUUUUUUUUGUACAUAAGCAUAUUUAUGCUUAUAAAAAUGAUAACUACAUUCUACAAAUGCUGUAAGGUCUCUAUAAAUGAUCUCAAAAUUAAAAAUUUUUUGUAUGUAAAAAUUUAAAGAGAUAAAAAUCUACUUAUUCAAUUAAUAUUCCAGUGAUGGGCGCCCGCAGAAAACUUUCUAGGGGUGGGCAAAAAAAAUAGAUUAACUUUCUAGGGGGGGGGGGGGCAAAAAAUGUAAAAAAAUGUUUUAAUGUAGUUUUAAUUUACUGUAGUGUAUUUGUAUGGUGAACGAACGGACAAAAAAAUUUGUAUCCAAUCAAUCCAGGGGGGGGGCCCCUUGCCCCCCCUGCGGGUGCCCAUGAUUCCAGUAACUUCCCUUUAAAAUUAUACUCCUCAUGAGAAAUUAACACAUCACUUUUUCCACAGCCCUGCACUUCAGGACUAACACUUACGAUGUAAAAAAAACAACAACACCAGACAUCAACACCCUAUAUAAAUAUAUAUAUAAAAACAAAGAAAUAACAUUUGCCCAUAUGGCUACUGGAUCUGAAUGAUGAUGAUACACCACAUGAAAAAUUUCAUUUUUACCAUCCACUGAAGAUUUAAAAAAAAAAUUUUUUUUAUCUUGCCACUCUUUGAAUAGAGUUAUUUGUCUAAAUAUAGCGGACAUUCCUACAGAAGGAGAAUGCAUUUCAUAUAUAUAUAUAUAUAUUAUAAAAUAUAUUUCUUUUUUGUAUAAAUCAUCUGACACUUGUGUAUCCCCAGGCUUAUAAUUAGCAUGACUUUCUAUGGACUGAAUUUUAACACGGGGAACCUUGUUGCUGGCUCCAUUUUUCUCAACUUCUUCCUGGCCGGCCUGGUGGAAUUUCCUGCUCACUUGCUCACAUUGUUUACUGUGGACAGGUAAAUCUUUGUUUGAAUAGAAGAAAAAAAUAACCUUUUCAAUCCAAGACUGUAAGGUAAAAGGUUGAACUUACGGCAUAAAUUCCCUCAGAAAAUAUAAAUAUCAUUUUCUAAAGUUUUGCUUCUUCUAAUGUUUAAAAUGACAAAUUCUGAUUUGAAAAAAAAAAAAGUGACAAUACUGUUAUAUUUUUUAUAUAUUUUACUCUCAUUUAAUUCUUUCCUGUUGAACGACCUUAAGCUGACCCAAAUUUCGCCCGCGUUAGUCUUGGGCGUGGCUUAUUCCCUUUGAUCUUCUUUACAACAAACCAAGCUAUCGCCUGUUUUUCUUGACUCUAAUUUGGUAGAAAACUGGAGAAUAUUUGAGUCACUAAUAGAAUGUGUAAUACGGCUGGAGUUUUCUAUGGGGAAUAGACUAUAAAUACGGCGAAUGGUUGAAUGACACAGCAUACUGCAAUGCGAGAGGUGCAGAUAGUGUGAGAGAGUUAUUUUGGAACGUGUGAUUGCUUUGUUUACAGUAGCUAUACCUUUCAUUAUCUGUACCUUUUUGCACACUGUGUUUUUAUUUCGACACUGUACUGGUACCAGCCACACCAUAUACCGUAAGUUAAUAGUUUUCAAUUAUAUUUCUUUUUUUACUUUUUUACCUUAUUAUUAACGUAAUAAAACUUAUUAAUAGUGAUUAGCCCUGUUCUGAGUAUCAUAUUUCUCUGUUAUUGUGUUUAUCUUUUGGUAUCGUCUUUUUUUUAAUGCACUGUUUUGGAACGAGCCAUACAUGUAAAUAGGAGAUUAAUUUCUCCCUACGGAUAGCAGUGCGUAACAAACACACAAUCAGCAUUAUCACUUAUUUAAGUUGACCACUCUCUAUUUCUUGUUUUUUUUCUUCAUUUGUCCUGUCUGCUGAGGAAGGCUCUUAGCUGAAAUGUUCUUCUUUUAUUGUCCUGUCUUUCUAUUUCAAGCUUCCACAUAACUUGUUCUACUAUUUUCUUCACUCAGCUUGAACGCAGUCCUUCAUUUAUUAACUGGAUAAAACGUUUAGCCAUUGAUAAAAUUUUUGGCAUUGGUUAGUCAUUCACCUAGAAGACUUUAAUUUUAAUGGCAGUUGUUCCAUUUGUUUACGGGACACAUAAACUGUGUUUACAGUUCCCUGUGAAGGGUGUUACAGAUUGAAUAGUUAAAAGUAAAACAAAAAAAACGUUAAAAAGUAAUUGAAACAGAAUUUGUUAAAAACAUUAUCCAUACUUAAAAUAGGAACCAAAUUUACUUUUGGACACAAAUUAUCCAUACUUAAAAUAGGAACCAAAUUUACUUUUGGACACUUAUUAUCCAUACUUAAAACAUGAACCAAAUUUAUUUUUGGACACAUAUUAAUAUUAUCCAUUACUUCAAAUAUGAACCAAAUUUAUUUUGAAGACAUAUUAUUCAUACUUAAAAUAUGAACCAAAAUUUAUUUUGGACAGUAGUGAAAUAACAUCAAGAAAAACUGGCCCAUUAAGUCAAAGACAUUCUAUGAAAGCAUUGUUAACCUUGGCUCUGCAAUACAGAUUUGUUUUCCUUUCUUUCUACAAUUUCAUUAGCAAGCUUUUUUCUUUUUUUUCUUUUUUUUUUUUUUUUGUCUCGCCUUACACAGCCCAAAUUUUGAGUUAUUUUGAUUGUUAAAAUAUAUAUUCUCUCCUACUUACACGGGAUGCUCAUCAAAACACAGCCCAAAUGUUGAGAUAUUUUGAUUGUUAAAAUAUAUAUUCUCUCCUACUUACACGGGAUGCUCAUCAAACAUGUUAGCGUGUCUCUCCUUUCAUUGGUAAUUUUAGUAAAUGAAAAAAAAAAGUAUCUUUUUGAAACGCCUUAAAAAAAAAAAGUUGAACAUUUUCAAAACAGAUUAGGCCGAAAGAAGGUCCAUUUUGGUAUGAUGAUGACCAGUGGUGUAGCAUGUCUCAGCUGUGUGAUCUCCAUCAUUUAUGCUGCUCAGGGUAAGGCUGGGAAAUUUAUAUGCUGUUCAUUUUAUUCCUUUGUAAUGUAAUUAAUCAAUUUGAUUUUUGAUUCAACUCCUGAAAAGUAACUUAAAUUAAACUGGAUUAUUUAAUCCUGAGAUGCUAUUUCUCCAGUCACUUUUUUAGUAGUCCCACAAUAAUAUCCUCUUUAUUGGAUGCUGUGGUCUCUCCACUAUUUUAAAGUUUCUCUGUUGUUGCAUCUUGUACCGAGGCCAAAAUGGGAAAAUAUUGAUCCUUUGAUUUCAUACAGACCUCCAGUGGUUGACUGUAACGUUGGCCAUGCUAGGAAAAUUUGGGGCCGCUGGAGCUUUUGGGACAAUUUACAUGUACUCAUCUGAGAUAUUCCCAACUGUUAUACGUAAUUCAGCAUUAGGAGCCAGCUCAAGUUGGGCCAGAGUCGGAGCCAUGUUGGCACCUUAUGUGGCAGCUCAAGUAAGUAAAAAUGACAAGAUUUGAAAUGUUCAUAUUUUUUAACAUGAUGCAACCCAAUACUUAAGUUCAGGCCUUUAGUUUGGACUCUAAUCACUUAGUGUAGGUUUUAUUAUAUAAAUUUUAAAAAUUCAUAUCUUUGGAAAAAACUCCCAAAUGUAAAAUAUUUCCAAGGAAUUUUGUUUGAUUAUUACGCACGUUGUUCAUGAAAACUUUGUGAUAUGGCUUAUUUGACUUUGCUUAGGUCGAGAGCUGUUCGCGUACGUACGCUUUGUUUCUGUAACAAAAAAAUACAUAAAUAACAAUUGAUAAUUUCUAGGGAGCUAAAACAGAUACAAGUCUUGGCAGAGGAUUCCCCUUGCUAGUGUGUGGCUGCUUGAUCCUAAGUGCUGGAGUCCUGUCAUCUUUCCUUCCAGAAACAUUGAACAGGAAGUUGCCAGAGACUUUGGACGAUGCCAAACAUUUUACAAGGUAG